ACAUUGUAUAAAAUUCUAUCUAAAAAUGUCUUAACUAAAAUAAACUUUAAUGUUUUUCGGUGGAAAAUUGUAACUUUAAACGAUUUUGAACACCAUAAAUGUAAUAAAAAAUGUCAACUGAUAGGUAAAAGAAUAAAAGUCAAUUUAUAAGUUUGUUAAUUUAUUGAAAAUUCUUGGUGAAAGUUUUAAAGUUAAGAAGAAAAAAAUUUCCACACAAAAAUUUUCUUUUCUCAAUUGCAUCUCCAAUUUUUUAUUUUGCAUUUUGGGUGUGUUUUUCCUUACCACCGAUCGCAUGAAAAAAGAUUUCAAGCAUGCAUUUCGGAUGGAACUAAUUGAAGUGUUUCUGGUAGUGACAACAGGAAACGGAAAUUGUGAUAUUUUCUUUUAUUCAAAUUAUCUCUCGAAUAAAAUAUGAGUCACGAAAAAAAAUAUCCGAAAUACUCAUCUCAUUCUCGAGUUUGUGUAGUUUCGUUUUAUGCGUUAGAGUGAAAUGUUUGCUUGAAGAGUGAUAAGAUAACCCAAAUGCAUUCCUUCAUCAGGUCAACGACGGCAUUAAAAGAUCAGCAGUCGCCAACACAAUGGGUGGAAAUAAUCGAACCCAAGAGCAAGGAGAAGAUGUAUGCAAAUCUUCAGACGGGCAGUUGUGUUUGGGACGCUCCUGAGGGUGUUCCAAUCAAACGCUCGAAUUCAUCGCAAUGGUGGGAGCUGUUUGAUCCAAAGACAGAUCGGUUUUAUUACUACAAUUGUUCAUCACAGAAAACCGUCUGGCAUAAGCCACAAAAUUGUGAUAUCAUUCCGCUAGCCAAACUACAAAUUCUUAAACAAAACUCAGAACCACCAAUAAAUGAACCCAAAGAUGCACCACAAACAAUUCAACAACGUUUGAAUCAACACAAGAGACAUUCAGAAGCGAGUGGCAAAACAAACAGUUCAAGACGUAAUCACGAGAAUGAAAGAGUUCGUGAUGAACCGCGUGAGAGGUCAGGAAGCGCGGGACAUUCCAAGAACUUUCAAAUACAACAAGCGAAGCUCCAUUCGGUGGAUGAUUUUGUUGUUGGUGAAUCGUACAAGUUUUGUAAGCAUGGCGGUCAAGGUGCGUCAACACGCAACAAUCACAAAUAUAUGGAUUCAGGAAAAUCAAGUGAUUCAAGCUUAUCAAGUGCUCACAACUACCGUAAAAUUCAAGAAGGUGGCAGUUUACGUAUUGGAAGUACACAUGGAAAGUCAAGCAACAAAUACAAUCCCGACAACACUUACAGAAUGCUACAAGAAAGUGCAAGUUCACAUAACAUUCCCGACAAAAGUCAUCAUCAUCUCGUGCCGUCAAUUUCAAAUUCAUCUGAUUUAGCAUCGGGCAAUAACAGCAACAAUAAAUCUCCAUCACAUUCAACUGGCACGCCAUUAAUGAAGAAAAGACUUCAGUAUGAAAGUCAGGCACCGGGGAAAUCUCGCGAAGCCACGUCAUCAUCUAAAUCAUCAAAACACCAAAGCUUUGACUACGGACCUUCACAAGCUAUCAGCAUAACGAGGUCUGGAAGUUUCAUGUCACCUGUCAAUAGCGGACCUUCGGGACGUCCACAAAUCUCACAACACCAACAACAACAGCAAAGAAAAGGAUCAUUUGAUGGUCAUGGAAGUGAUGAUUCAAUGCAUGAAAAGUACUUUAAGUCAGUUGAGAAUACGCCAGUGUCUCGACGACGUCACACAACUUCAUCCAAAGAUCGACUUAAGUCGAGUGAUUCAAGUCCACAAUCUCCAAUAAGUCCACAAAAUCAAGCUACAAAGUCAGUUCGACCAUCGCAUCUUGGCCUCGAGUCAAUCAACAAAAAGUCAUCGUCUAGUCACAAGUACGAUCCCGAUACGGUUAACAUGGAUGUUACUGUUGUUAAACAAGAGCGGUUCACUGAUAAAAUGAAACUUGAUAGGAAUAAAACAUCACCAGCUGCAUCAGGUCAUUCAGCAAAUAACUUGAGAACAAUUCAGCAAAUAAAUCAACUUUUGAAGCCGAGUAAUACAUUGAAGUCCCCUUCUAGUCAUCAUAGUCAAGAUGCGACAACAAAUUCAUUGAGUAAAAGUAAUAAAAGUUCACUUCGUAUGCAUCGAGAUCAUACGUUGGAUCGUAAACUACCGUCAAGUGGUGGUGUAGCAAGUGGAAGUACAGGAAAGAGUCGAAAGAAGACUUACACAUCAAACACUAACGAUAUGGAAUAUGACAAUGGAAAUAUGUCGCCGUUGUACACGAAUUGGGAUCAAGACAUGCACGAACAUCUUCUCCCACUUCAACAUUACAUUCUAGAACAAGCAAAGCUUAGCGGAUUUCAUGGUCGAUCUCAUGACACUUACGAUUCUGAUUCGAUUCAUUCGGAUAGUCAUUCAGAACAUUCGUUAAGUGAUCACGACACUGGCCAUGAGCCGGAUAAUGAAGAUUCUGAUAAUUCUGAUGGUCAUGGUGAUUAUCUCGCUCAUAAUCCUUACGAGGAUUACGGCGCAUUUCGUGGACCUUCGUACUAUAAUUAUGAGCAUAAUUUUAAUCGUCAUAUGAGUCGUGAAGACAUAUCCGCUGAAGUCACAGCAAAGCUUGAAAGUCUUCAAGAUCAAAUUUAUAGUCCAGUGAAGCAUCAUCCACCACUUCUUAAAUACUCGUACUCGCCAGUGAAUCCAAAUGCUCAAUCAAUUCACAAAGAGUCAGCUUUUGCACCUUAUCAACCGUCGCAAGGUCCGUCAUCGCACAGUUUUCAACCGCCGCCACCACUUAUGCCACCCCCGCAAUCAGCAAAUCAACAUGCUUCAAGUCUUGUCGCUUCGAAAGGGCAAUCGAAAAGCUUCUUACAACGGUUCCAAGAUCAAAUGAAUACGAAUAGCGAUAAGAUUGCUGAAAUGGCAUUGAUCAAGGAAUGUGAUAUUGAAAAGUUUGCUCAAGAGAAUUUGAACUUUUCGAAAGGAAUUUUUAGGAAGAAAUCGAGCGUUCGUGACAUGUUAAGUUGGACAGGUGAAGCGAUAACGAAGCCAAUGCUGAGUCUUGCAAGAGAUAAAGCUGGGAAGAAGAUGGCAAUUGAACAAUUUAAACUCGUUCAAAUUUACAUGGGCGAUAGAAAAGCUCGAAUUGGAAUGAGUUUGAAUUCAGUAGCGAUGGAUAUCAUUCAACAAGGUGUCGCAAAUUCAUGGCUUCGUGACGAACUUUAUGUGCAGUUGUGUCGACAAACAACUGAAAAUCCUAAGAGAGAGUCAUUGAUAAGAGGCUGGGAAUUGAUGGCAAUUUGUCUUGCUUUCAUUCCACCAUCGCCAACUUUCCAACCAGCUUUACUUGGCUACAUGAAUCGUCAUCGCGAUCCGUCGUUUGCGAAACAUUUUCCUGAGAUUGGAAAAUGGCCAAUUCAUGUCCAAGUGUCACAUUAUGCGACAAUAGCAUGUAGAAGAUUAGAAAGAAUCGGAAGUUCAGGAAAGAAGCAAGCGAAGAAGCCAACUGAAGAUGAAAUUAAUCAUGCGAGGGAGCAAAUAUUCCGUGACAGUAUGUUUGGCAACACACUUGCUGAGGUCAUGGAGCUUCAACGUGAAAUCUUUCCGGAGAGAAAAAUUCCUUGGAUUCAACACACUUUGUCCGAGCAAAUCUUAUUGAUGCAGGGAAAACAGACGGAAGGAAUCUUUCGUGUGCCAGCAGAUGUUGAUGAAGUCUUGAUGCUGAAAGCUUACGUUGAUAAAUGGGAAUUUCCUGAAAAUCCUGGAACGAUGGACGCACACGCUCCUGCAAGUCUGUUGAAGUUGUGGUACCGUGAACUUUAUGAUCCACUGAUACCUGAUGAAUUUUACGAAGAAUGUGUUCUAACCGACGAUCCCAAAGAGGUCAUGGCGAUAAUUGAUCGAAUACCAGCAUUGAAUCGAUUGGUGCUAACAUACCUUAUCCAUUUCCUUCAAGAAUUCGCUCAUCCUGAGGUUGUCGUUUGUACAAAAAUGGAUUCGUCAAAUCUUGCGAUGGUAUUUGCACCAAAUUUAUUACGAUGCACAUCGCAAGACCCCAAAAUCAUCCUGGAAAAUACUCGCAAAGAAAUGAAUUUUAUUCGAACGCUAAUCACCAACAUGGAUACAUCGUCAGCCGCUUACAUCAUCUAAUUAAUUAAUUGAUGAGUGUGACGACAAUAAUGAAAGUAAUAAACACUUUCCUCCCACGGUUAUUUCUUCUUUUUUUAUUAUUGAUUUAUUUCCUUGAGUCCAACACAUAAAACGAUUUUUAAUUCCACAAUCUGAAAAGUUUUUUAAUUAAUUAAUGACGAAACGCCAAAAAAAUAUGAAACAAAACAAACAAAAAUUAUUGAAAUUGUAGCUUCCAACAAGAAAAAAAAACUCCACGGUUGCGCAAAAAAAAUCUUUUGAUGCGAUGAUCAAUUUUCCUUCUUAGGAUUUUUGUAACAAAACUAAUUGUAAAUUUAAUUAAGUUUUUUUUAAAAAGAUAUGAUUUUUCUACCAAAAAAUGAACAAAAAAUUAUUCUGAUAAAAUGAAAACUAAUCAAACUUCCUUGCUAUUUUGUAAUCUUAAUCUUUAAGCUAGUUAUGAUUUAAGCAAAUCGAAUGGCACAAGAAAUGAAAUGAGUUUCAUCAAGGCAUAAAGCAAGUGGCUUAAGUGUGUGAAGAACGAACCAAUUGCGUUGAUGCCUUGACUCUGUAAAUUUUAAGACUUUCUCUUGAAUUAUCUGAAAUUAAAUGCAAAACUUGCACAAAAAUAAAACUUUUUUCCUUCUUGACUUUUGAGUGACAUGAAAUUAAGGAACUUCCAUAAUUAAUUGCAAUAAGUAUUCUUAGCAACAAUCUCUCGCACUUUCUACUUUAGAACAUUGAGUUUGGUUUUUAUUAUGAUCAAAUAAAUGACGAUUAUCUGAUAUUGUAAUCAAAGAUACUUAUUGAAAAUAUAAAGCUGGCGAGAUCAUCAAUCAAGUUUUGAAUUGCAAUUCAAAAACACUUCGAUGAUAAAUAUCCUACUUCGAAAUCUUCUUAAAUUUCAUUUUAUUUUUGUGACUGAUUCAUGUAAAAAAAAUUCCUUGGAUUCUUUUUGUUUAUGAAGAUUUUUUUCUUCUCGAGGCUGCCCUUGACCUUCCCCAGUAACUUUCUUUAUAUUUAUUGUUCAUAAAGUUUUAUAAUGCAGCAAAUGAAUGAAAAAUAACAUUUACGAAUCCCCACUCAACUAAUAAUUGCAAGUCGUGGAUUCACGCGCUUUAUGAUGACAGCUUAAAAGUUAAAAUCGUAAAAUACAAGACGAUUACCUAUUAGUUGUAGUUGAGCAAAUCUUUUCAAUAAAUAAAUAUAAAAAUAUCAAUUUCGUUCAUCAAACAGCUCAAUCAAAUAAUAAAACAAGAAAGUAAAAAUAUUUACAGUUCAAUUAAAAAGCUGCAAGGUUUCCACUUAGAAUCGAGUUUUGUUGGUUCAGUUUAAUUACUAUUCAUCAAAAAGAAAAAAAUAGUUUAUCUCAUGUAUCGACAGCUGAAUCAAAAGAACCAUACAGACCUACUUGCAAAUAAUAUAUAUAUAGAGAAUCAGACAAAGUAAUAAAUAAUUAAUGAGAUUAAGAAGAAAAGAAUGGAGAAGAAAAAAAUAUCUAAGUAAAUUAAAAUGGAAAACGAAAUGAAAAUUUUCAAACGAAAACGAAGUGUAAAUAAAAAAAUCAAUAAAAAGAUUUUUCUUGCUGAAUAAAAAUAAUAAAGAG
Molecule: messenger RNA, 5692 nt
Organism: Clunio marinus
Lineage: Eukaryota; Metazoa; Arthropoda; Insecta; Diptera; Chironomidae
Source: the annotation of a GenBank genome assembly